AGUUUCACAUAUAAACAAAAUACGCUAUCAUUUUUACACCUCAAGUCUGAACAGAUGUUGGGUGUACCUCCAUUUCCAGCCCUUUUGGUUGCUUCCCUCUUUAUUUGUUGCUCUCUCGCUUUCCAAGCUCAAUUGUCUCCCGAUGAAGCGGAUGGUUUCUGGUCUGUGAUGGACGAAUUGGGAAAGAAGAAAGUGAAUUUCAAUUUAGGUCCAUGCAGUGGAGGGUACGAUGGGGGGCAAUCCAAUCUUGGAGAAGAUAAUUUUCCUGUAAAUAACAUCAAUUGUAGUUGUUCAUCUGGGAAUGCUACCAUCGUCUGUCACGUCACCCACAUAAUUCUGAAGUCUCAAAGGUUGCAAGGCGUUCUUCCGACUCAACUCUACAGGUUGCCUUACCUGGAGAUACUCGAUCUCACUCGAAACUAUCUUAGCGGCGAAAUUCCUCCACAAUGGGGCUCAAUGAAGCUUGUCGGAAUUUCUCUGCUCGGAAAUCGGGUGACGGGUUCGGUUCCAAAAGAGAUUGGAAACAUCACUACACUUGAACAGCUAAUCCUGGAAUCCAAUCAACUGUCUGGAAGCUUGCCUUCAGAACUUGGUAAUUUGCCGAGCUUGACAAGAUUAAUUCUUUCCUCGAACAACUUCACUGGGGAGCUGCCGGCGUCUCUGGGAAAUCUAACCUCUCUGAUCGACUUCCGAAUCAGUGACAAUAACUUUGCAGGACAAAUACCCAGAUUCAUUCAGAAUUGGGUAAAUAUUGGUAAAAUACAAAUUCAGGCAAGUGGGUUGAGUGGACCUAUUCCUCCUGAAAUCGGACUUUUGGAAAGCUUAACCGACCUGAGAAUAAGUGACUUGAAUGGAGCCUCGUCACCCUUUCCAUCACUUAAUAAUUUGACUAAGAUGAAAAACCUAAUAUUGAGAAAUUGCAAUAUAACAGGAGUGCUGCCUGAUAAUUUUGAUGGGAUGAAAUCUUUGAAGAUCUUAGACCUCAGCUUUAACAAAAUAAGUGGGCAGAUUCCUACCAGUUUUCGAAGUCUUGUCAUGGUGGACGAAAUUUUUUUAACUGGAAACUUGCUAAAUGGAUCCGUGCCUGAUUGGAUGCUGCAUGAAGGAGAGAGCAUUGAUCUCUCUUAUAAUAAAUUUACACCACUCUCUACGAUCACUGGGUGUCAAUCAGGAAAUUUGAACCUGUUCGCAAGCUCUUCCCUGGACAAUAAUUCUGGCCUUGUAUCUUGUUUGUCGAACCGCAGUUGUGCCCAAGUGCAGCGCCAUCUCCAUAUAAAUUGUGGUGGGAAGGAAGAAACCAUUGAUGAUGUUAAGUUUGAAGGAGAUAAUGAUACAGGCAAAGCAUCGCAGUUUUUCUCAAGUAAAACAAAUUGGGGAUUUAGCAAUUCUGGUACUUUUAUGGAUGAUGACCGAAGUACAGAUGACUACAUUGCUAGGAAUUCAUCUGCGUUGUCUAUGAUAAACUCCACACUGUACGAGACUGCUCGAAUUUCUCCAAUGUCUCUUACAUACUAUGUGUAUUGCUUGGCAACUGGAGAUUACACGAUCCACCUCCAUUUUGCAGAAAUAAAGUUUACUGAUGAUAAAAAUUAUAGCAGCCUUGGAAGGCGUAUUUUUGAUGUCUACGUGCAGGGAAGACGGGUGCUGAAGGAUUUUAAUAUUGCAGAUGCUGCAGGAGGUGUAGGUAAACCUUUCAUAGAAAAGAUUCCCAUUGCUAUUACUAGUGGUACUUUGGAGAUACGAUUUUAUUGGGCUGGGAAGGGGACAGUUGCUAUCCCUACGAGGGGAGUCUAUGGUCCUCUAAUUUCAGCCAUUUCAGUAGUUUCUGACUCUCCAUCAGGAGGCCGGAAUACCUUACCUGUAGGUGCAGUUGUUGGGAUUUCGGCUGCAGUUGCCUUCUUUAUAAUUUUGGCUCUCGGAAUUUUGUGGUGGAGAGGCUGUCUUGGAAGGAAGAGUACACAUCGACAGGAUUUGAAGGGUCAAAAUCUGCGCGUUGGUUCAUUUACAUUAAAGCAAAUCAUAGCUGCAACAAAUAACUUUGACGCUUGCAAUAAGAUAGGGGAAGGUGGUUUUGGACCUGUUUAUAAGGGUCGUCUCUUGGAUGGCACCAUGAUUGCAGUGAAACAACUUUCUGCAAGAUCACAACAAGGAAACCGCGAAUUUGUGAAUGAGAUAGGCUUGAUAUCUUCUUUGCAACACCCAAAUCUUGUUAAACUUUAUGGAUGCUGUACUGAAGGAGAUCAACUUUUGCUAGUAUAUGAAUUUAUGGAAAAUAAUAGCCUUGCUCAAGCUCUCUUUGGAGCUCAAGGAUGUCAAUUGAAGCUGGAUUGGCCAACAAGGCAAAAGAUUUGUAUUGGUAUAGCCAAAGGUUUGGCUUUUCUUCACGAGGAGUCAAGAUUGAAGAUUGUUCAUCGAGAUAUCAAAGCUACUAAUGUAUUGUUAGAUAAAAAUCUCAACCCCAAGAUAUCUGACUUUGGUUUGGCCAAGCUUCAUGAAGAGGAAAACACCCAUAUAAGCACUCGAGUUGCUGGAACAUUUGGAUAUAUGGCACCCGAAUAUGCAACACGAGGCUACUUAACUGAGAAAGCAGAUGUCUAUAGCUUCGGUGUCGUGGCAUUGGAAAUAGUUAGUGGAAGGAGCAACACUAUAUAUCGGUCAAAGGAUAAGUGCCUUUAUCUUCUUGAUUGGGCACUUGUGUUGAAAGAGCAAGGCAGUUUAAUGGAGCUCGUCGAUCCAAAGUUAGGCUCCAACUUCGACCAGGAAGAGACGAUGGCAAUGAUCAAAAUUGCUUUGCUCUGCACCAAUGUCUCUCCCUCAGCGAGACCUACCAUGUCCUCGGUGGUGAGCAUGCUGGAAGGUAAGGCUGCUGUCAAGGAGUUGGUUUCAGAUCCUGAUGACAUGAGAAAAGAGAUGAGCGCAAUGUGGACCCUUAUUCAGCAGAAUGAGAAAAUAACCGACAACGAGAACAAGGAAGAGAAUCCAUUGUUUAUGGACAUGCCAAGUACCAGUUCUUCGACAUCRAUAAAGAGUAGAAGCUAGACUCUGAUACUGCAUCCUUAAUGGUAUGUGAUAUGUUUAAGCUUUGAUUUGUUAUAUGAGUAUCACAAUUAUUCAACUGAAAGAGAUCAGUAUAACAAGGUUUAAGGCCAGUUGUUCUUAUGCUUGAUUCUACUUGAAUAUGUUGAUACGAACCAAUUUUAUUUA
Momordica charantia (bitter melon) is the source of this 3204-nucleotide messenger RNA. Its product is annotated as putative leucine-rich repeat receptor-like serine/threonine-protein kinase At3g14840. The record is from RefSeq and is a predicted model, not a curated record. Gene Ontology annotation, molecular function: protein binding; ATP binding; protein kinase activity. Gene Ontology annotation, biological process: protein phosphorylation. Lineage: Eukaryota; Viridiplantae; Streptophyta; Magnoliopsida; Cucurbitales; Cucurbitaceae.